Molecule: messenger RNA, 639 nt
Organism: Colletotrichum higginsianum IMI 349063
Lineage: Eukaryota; Fungi; Ascomycota; Sordariomycetes; Glomerellales; Glomerellaceae
Product: ADP-ribosylation factor family protein
Exons: 2
Coding region: 1-639 (212 amino acids)
Biological process (GO): intracellular protein transport; protein localization to organelle; Golgi to plasma membrane protein transport
Cellular component (GO): Golgi apparatus
Molecular function (GO): GTPase activity; GTP binding
Source: RefSeq, a predicted model, not a curated record
AUGUACCACCUUGCAAAGGGCCUCUACCUCCUGGCCACCAGCAAAGAAGAGUACUCCGUCAUCCUCCUCGGCCUCGACAAUGCCGGAAAGACGACCUUCCACGAGCAGGUCAAGGCCCUCUUCCUCCCCGGUAACCCAGAGCCGAAGCUCAAGACAGUGCCGACGGUGGGGCAGAACGUAUCGACCAUUACGCUGCCGGACAUGUACCUGAAGAUCUGGGACGUGGGUGGCCAGCACUCGCUGCGCCGGCUGUGGCAGAGCUAUUACGCCUCGGCGCACGCCAUCGUCUUCAUCAUCGACUCGACCGACAUUGGCGACGGGAACCUCGAUCACGACAGCUCGGGGCGCCUCGACGAGUGCCGCCUCGUGCUCGAGGACGUGCUGCAGCACUCCGAGACCGAAGGCGUGCCCGUGCUGGUGCUCGCCAACAAGCAGGACCGCGAGGACUGCGUCGAGGUCGUGAGGAUCAAGGAGGGGCUCGUGAAGAAGGUGUUUGAGGGCGAGAAGGCGAGCAGCAUCCGCGACUCGAGGGUGCUGCCCGUCAGCGCCCUGACGGGGACCGGCGUCAAGGAGGCGGUGGAGUGGGUCAGAUCAAGAGUGAAAUGGAAUAAGGAGUCGAGACCGCCGGUGAUGCGGUAG